GUUUAAAAGUGGUACUACCGCAAUCUUUAAAAACAGAGGAACACCCUUUAAAAAAAAAAAAAAAAAAGGUUUGUCUAAAUGAAUUACUCAGAUAAGUCAACAUGUUUCCUAAGCUGAAAAGAAAACACCUCCAAUGCUUAAUACUAUUUUGUGUAAGUUAAAAAGAAGGUUUGGUACUCCGUUAUAGCAGUACUCGUCACAGUAGCACAUGCUGCCUACACUAGUAAUAAAAUUAACAGCUUUAAAAAGAGUGAACUUUAAACUUUGUGACUCUGCAGUAUACAAAGAUCAAGGCAGUAACUUACGUAACUCUUAUUUGAAGAAACCUGAUCCUUCCACUCACCCCUUCCAUUUUGUGAGUUAGCACUUUCUUUUGGGAUCACAUUCAGUGGUAACUGUCCUCACUGAGCUCUUGUGACUUGCCUCUACUAUCUUGCACACUUGCUGUACUACAGUAUCACACAUGGCUAAUGAAUCAAGGCCCUGCCCAUGUGAUAUCGGAGACAGGUUUGACUAUGGAGGCCGUGGGCAGGAAGUACAAGUGGAGCACAUCAAGGCGUAUGUUUGCAAAGCAUCUGCCAGCACAGACAAAGCUGUGAUUGUGAUUCAUGAUAUAUUUGGAUGGCAACUCCCAAACACCAGAUACAUAGCUGAUAUGCUUGCUGCUAAUGGAUACAUAGCUAUCUGCCCAGACUUUUUUGUGGGACAAGAGGCUUGGAAACUUUCUAAUGACUGGGCAUCUUUUGAUGACUGGCUGAAAACCCGAAGUGCUGGCAAAAUAGACAAAGAGGUUGAUGUCAUCUUGAAGUAUCUGAGGGAACAGUGUGGUGCAAAGAAGAUUGGUGUCAUUGGGUUUUGCUGGGGUGGAGCAGCAGUACAACAUCUGAUGCUGAAAAAUCCUCAUUUAAAGACAGGGGUGUCCCUCUAUGGAGUGAUCAAGUUCUUUGAGGACAGAUGCAGUUUGCUUCAUCCCACCUUCUUCAUUUUUGGUGAGAAGGAUGACAUCAUCCCAUUGGAGCAGGUCACCCUGUUGGAGCAGAAGCUUAAACAAAACUGUAAAGUGGAUUAUGAAGUUAAAGUUUACCCUGGACAGACGCAUGGGUUUGUACAUCGCAAAAGAGAAGAUAUCAAUCCUCAAGAUAAACCUUUUAUUGAGGAGGGAAGAAAGGAUAUGAUCAACUGGCUGAAUAAAUAUCUUUAGCAUAAAUAAGUGCCCAUAAAAUAAAUAAUCGUAUGAAAUCAGAAAAUAAUACAGACUAUAUUGAUUAAAAUGUUCUUAAAACCAUCAAAAUAUUU
Messenger RNA from Athene cunicularia (burrowing owl), 1296 nucleotides. Its product is annotated as carboxymethylenebutenolidase homolog. The transcript has 6 exons. Bases 464 to 1201 code for a protein of 245 amino acids. The record is from RefSeq and is a predicted model, not a curated record. Lineage: Eukaryota; Metazoa; Chordata; Aves; Strigiformes; Strigidae. Gene Ontology annotation, molecular function: hydrolase activity.